AUGCUUUUUGAGGACUAUCCUUACAGAGUACCCAGGGAUGACUCCCACACAGCGCGGCCUUUGGAGUUUGGUGCCCGUGCACCACCUCCUCAUAGCGUUAGAGGCCAAGGCAUCUAUCCAGCACCCAGAGCGCUCCCAGAGAGUGGAGAAGACACACUAGUACAGGCCAUACUAAACCUGGACAGAGGGGAGGACAGAGACCACUACAGGAGAAAGGCAGCCCCGUUUCCUCCCCUCAGAGAUCGUUCUCCCGUGCGCCGAGAGGUGGCCCGCUCCCCGCACAGCCGCUCUGGCUCCAGCGUCAGCAGCAGAGGAUACUCACCAGACAGAGCCAAGAGCCUCCCUUUCCCCUCACAGCAAGGCAAGAGUGUGGAUGGUCCAGAGGGUCACACGGGUGUUUCUGAGCACCUCUGGGGGGCACUCUUUCCUCAACAGAGUGGACAUGACACUUUGGGGUAUGAAGAGACUUAUUCUCAGAGCAGGAUGAUCGACAAAAUUCCUGGCCUGUCAAGAGAGGGAUCCCCACAGAGUGCAACAUCUGUCAAGGAGGAAAACCCCCCUCCAGAAGGAGAAAAAGAAGAGCCACUGGUAGCUCCCGUCAUGGAAGAGAGCCAAAAAUCUACAGACAAUUUCCACGAGCGACGAGCCCUUGCCAUCGCAGCCAAAGCCCAGGAGAUAGAAAAGGUGUAUCGUCAGGACUGCGAGACGUUCGGAAUGGUGGUGAAGAUGCUGGUGGCUAAAGAUCCCAACUUGGAGAAGCAGCUGCAGGUUCCCCUCCGAGAAAACCUCGGGGAGAUCCGUGAACGUUGCCUAGAGGACCUCAAACAAUUCAUCAGCGAGCUAGACGACGUCAUCCGGCAGCCUGAAACUUCCACCUGUGACUCAACCACUCCCUCUACAUCCCAGUCGGGUCAUAAACUUUCAAAGACAGCAGUCAAUCACAGCUCAUCUUACUGACACAUCAGCCGGAUGUGCUGCGUUAAUGUGAGACAGAGGAGGAAGGCUUGACGGUUUGAAGUCCGGAUUGUUCAGCAGCUCAAACCGAAACCAUGGAGGUAAGCAUGGAGAAAACAGGUCACCAUGGAGAGAGGACAUCCUUUGCAGGAAUGACCAGUGUUAUUUUUGAACGGACCAUUUUUACCUUCAAGUUUUCUGUGGGAAUUUAUCAAUCAUAAAGAAAACGUUCUGUUAAGUAAAAGAAACACGUUCUUUAUUUAAAAUUAUUCUCGUCUCACAUUGUGAAAAUGGUUAACAAGGGGUUUAUUAUUUAAUCUUCUUUUUGAUGAGAAUAUUUUGUGGAGAGCAGAGAUUCAGUUCUCCAGCAUGAUCGGUUUUUGUAGUAUUUUCAGCUAUGUAAAUUUUUCUUUUGUAGCAGAUAUUUGACUUGGUGCUGCUAAAUUUACAACAGGUUGACAUACUUGUAUAAAUUUGUACUGUAAAAAAGCAGUUAAAUUCA
Messenger RNA from Neolamprologus brichardi, 1456 nucleotides. The record is from RefSeq and is a predicted model, not a curated record. NCBI's taxonomy places the organism in Eukaryota, Metazoa, Chordata, Actinopteri, Cichliformes, Cichlidae.